This is a messenger RNA of Linum tenue, 1613 nucleotides long. Lineage: Eukaryota; Viridiplantae; Streptophyta; Magnoliopsida; Malpighiales; Linaceae. The record is from the annotation of a GenBank genome assembly.
UCCCGAUCCAAUCGAUUGCCAUCCCUAUUGACCACCCGACCGGAUUUAAUGAGGCGUACCACCCGGGGUUUAGGGUUUAAGCUUCUCAAUCGCUGAACUCAGGGAGGGAGCAACUAGCUAAAAAAUGGAAUUGCAAUCCGUCUGUGGCGGAAUUUCCUUUCCGAAGCUCGGAUACCAAACUCGCCACCACUCGACUAGUCGAAUUGGUUCUUCGUCCAUUCAAUUUGGGGCCAGAUAUGGGAGACCUCUAUUGGGCACCAUCUCGAACUGUACGUUCUGCUUCGAUGUUGAGGUUGCUUUGGUAAAUUGUUUUAUGAAACUCUUCCUUUACUUUCUCGCUCUGUUUUCAGCUGGUUCGAAGAAUGUAUUUAGGGGAAAUGAAUUGCGUGGCUUGAACAGAGGAAUUAUAUUGCGUGCUUCUAGCUCUAGUCAUCAUGCGGACGCCAAUUUGAAUCUUUCGGAGAAGAAAGGUUUUGGGCUGCCUGCUACUGGAACCUUUGAUGGUGGGUUUGAGCCAUUUCGGGGCAAAUCGGGUUCUGUAUCAUUCUGUGGAUUGACUCACCAGUCAGUGGAAGAAGGACGAUUGGUGUCAGCACCUUUCAAAGAGGACAAAGGUUCUUUCCUCUGGAUUUUAGGGCCGGUUGUCCUGAUUUCUUCUUUGAUCGUCCCCCAAUUCUUCCUUGGUUUCGCAAUCCAAGAACUCCUAAAGGAUGUUGUUCUUGUAGAGAUGGUGAGUUCACUGUCUUUUGAGGUAGGCUUCUACAUUGCUUUAGCAGCCUUUCUAAGCAUAACUGACCGAAUGCAAAGGCCUUACCUGGAAUUCAGUUCGAAAAGAUGGGGUCUAAUCACAGGCCUUAGAGGCUAUUUGACUUCAGCAUUCUUCACCAUGGGGUUUAAGGUCAUAGCACCACUACUUAUGGUAUAUGUCACCUGGCCCGUGCUAGGUGUGCCUGUGGCAGUUUCUGUUAUUCCAUAUUUAGCUGGAUGCAUAGCCCAGCGCGUGUUUGAGGCCAAUCUGGAGAAGCGAGGUUCAUCUUGUUGGCCUAUAGUCCCUAUCAUUUUCGAGGUAUACAGACUAUUCCAAUUGACCAAGGCUGCUCAAUUCAUCCAGAAGCUGCUGUUCACAAUGCAAGGGAUCCCCGAAUCUCCUGAACUGAUCGAAAGAGUGAAGGCUUUGAUUUCAGUGGGGGUGGCAUUCCAGUUCCUUGGUGUGGUUUGUCUCUGGUCAUUGAUCACGUUUCUUAUGAGACUGUUUCCUUCUAGGCCUGUUGCUGAGAAUUAUUGAUUAUCCGUUCGCUAAACUCAAUUUCUUGGGUCUCUCUACAACUAGAUAAUGUAGAUUAGGGGUUUAGUAGCGCUGUUGCUUUGUUCUUGGUGGAGGAACCAGGCAUAGAUCAGUAGAGGGUUUCUGGACGAGCAAAGUAUAGUGCUUCAAGUGACAUUUGUGGUCAGCUCAUUUUGUUCGCAUUUUUUAAGUUUUAACUGUUAGUUCCAGGCUACCAGCUUUGGCAUUGGGAUAUUGGGUUUGGCUGAAAUCAAAAUUUCAAGUUUGGCCUGAUACUCUUUAGAGCACACGGUCAAUGGCUACUCAGAGUUCACAAAAUUGUGUCGAG